This is a messenger RNA of Chlamydomonas reinhardtii, 3321 nucleotides long. RefSeq lists its product as uncharacterized. The coding region runs from base 80 to 2950 and encodes 956 amino acids. The record is from RefSeq and is a predicted model, not a curated record. Gene Ontology annotation, biological process: mitochondrial tRNA 3'-end processing. The transcript is spliced from 16 exons. Gene Ontology annotation, molecular function: 3'-tRNA processing endoribonuclease activity. NCBI's taxonomy places the organism in Eukaryota, Viridiplantae, Chlorophyta, Chlorophyceae, Chlamydomonadales, Chlamydomonadaceae. Gene Ontology annotation, cellular component: mitochondrion.
GCUAACGGGGCGCUCACUUCUGCGUGUUCACACGCCCAGACUAAUACCCUUGGCUGUGAGGCGAGCUUCUGUCAGCAUUAUGGGCAAGAACAAGGGCGCGGCCGCCGAGCCGCAGGGCCAGGCGAAGCAAGAUAAAAAGGGCAAACAGAAGCAGGAGCGGCAGCCCCAGCAGCGAUUUGAGCGCAAGGAGGGCGGCUUAACGCAUUACAGCUCGUUCCUCCAGGUCCUGCCGAUGGAUAUUGAGCAUACCAGCCCAGCAGUGCUGCUCUUCUUUGACAAGGAGCGAUACCUUUUCAAUGCCGGCGAGGGCAUUCAGCGACUGUUUCGCGAGCACAGGCUAAAAAUUAGACAGGUGAAUGCGUAUUUCAUCACCCGCGUGAGCACGGAGACGAUGAGUGGCCUAGCAGGCAUGGCACUGUCGGUGACGCCGGGCGAUGCGGCGGGCCUGCUGGGCAAGCAGGUAUCGGCCAAUAUCAAAGGCCCACGCGGUCUGGCCGGCUACGUGGCAGCCUUCCGCACGUAUGUCAACAAGGAGAACACCGUGGCCGUGGAGGAGUUCGACAGCAACACCACUGAGCCGCUGCUCAAGUCGGAUGUGGUCAGCAUCACGCCCUUCCUGGUGCACUCGGCCGUCAGCAGCGGCAGCGCGGCGGCAGCCGAGGCGGAGGCGGAGGCGGCCAAGGGCUCCCCCGCCAAGGGCUCCAGGGCGGAACGGGGGCACAGCCCCGCGGCCAAGCGGCGGCGAGUGGCCCCCGACAACAGCCCUGAGAUGUCGGAUGCAGAGGAGGACGCCAAGGCCGCCGCCGAGGGCCGCGAGCGUCCGGCCGACCUGUCGCCGCCCGCCACCGCCGUGUACCUGGUGCGGCUGUCGGGGCGGCCCGGCAAGUUCCUGCCGGACAAGGCGCGGCAGCUGGGAGUCAAGCCGGGGCCGCUGUUCGGUGAGCUGCAGCGCGGCCACUCGGUGACGCUGGAGGACGGGCGCGUGGUCACCGGCGCCGACGUGUGCGAGCCGCCCGUGCCCGGCCCCGCGGUCAUGGUGGUGGACACGCCGGACGCGGCCAGCCUGGCGGCGGUGGCGGCGCACCCACGGCUGCUGAGCGCGGCGGCGGAGGCCACCGCGGAGACGGACGGCGCGGGGCGGCUGUGCCUGGUGGUGCACCUGCUGCCCGCCGCCCUGGCCGCCGACGGCGCCGCCCUGGCGGCCUGGCGCGGCGCUCUGGGCCCCGCCUGGCGCCACGUGGUUGUGUCGUCGGGCCAGCACCAGCCCAGCGCCAUCCCACGUGCCACCGUCUUCCAGGCCCAGCUCCACGCAGUGCACCCCACCGCCUUCCCGCUCUUCGCCCUGGACAACGCGGCGGCGCCGCCGCAGCUGCCGGAGGGCGCGGCGGCGGCUUCGCCGGCGGCGGCGGCUACGCCGGCGGCGGCCGCCGCCGCGGCCGCGGCGGCGGCUGGCGCCGCCGCAGCAGCGGCGAGCGGGGACGGGAAAGGCGGGGCUGGGGGGAAGAAGGCGGGGGCGGCUGCAGCCGCGGCGGUGGCGGCGGUGCUGGCGCCGCAGGGGCAGGCGCCGGUGCUGCCGCUGCCGGAGAGCGGGGUGGUGGAGGGCGCGCUGUCAGCGCUGCGAGUGAACCUGGUGCCGCCGGCGCGGCAGGGGCUGGAGUACGGCGACGUGUUCAGGUAUGACCCCCCAGCUGCGACGCUGGAGCUUAUGCGGACCAACCCCGACUUUGCCCCGGUGAUGGCGGCAGCGGCGGCGGCGCAGCGCGCGUCAGGGAUGCAAGUGGAGGUGCCGACGGCACCCACGCCGGCAGCAGCGGAUGGGGCCAAGGCGGAGGGAGCAGCAGGGGCCGGGGAUGUGGAGAUGGCGGAGAGGGGGCCGGCGAGUGCGGCGGCCGCGGACAUGGACCCACCCAGCACCGUGGCCAGUGGUGACCGGCGGCAGGCCGAGCUGACGUUCCUGGGCACGGCCUCCUCGCAGCCCAGCAAGUUCCGCAACGUGAGCGGCUGCUACGUGGACCUGUUCGAGCGCGGCGGGCUGCUGGUGGACUGCGGCGAGGACGCCAUGGGGCAGCUGGCGCGGCGGUACGGGGGGGCGGGCGCGGCGGCGCGGCUGGAGGAGCUGGCGCUGGUGUGGGUGAGCCACAUGCACGCCGACCACCACGGCGGCUUGUACCGCCUGCUGGAGUGGCGGGCGCGGCGCGGCUGCCCGCCGCUGCUGGUGGUGGGGCCGCAGCGGCUGUUCGAGGUGCUGGUCAAGUACAGCAGCGUGGUCCCCAUCCAAUUCACGUUCGUGCCCAACCUGGCGCUCUCCAACGCCAGCGCCGACCGCCAGCUGCCCCCCGCGGUGCAGCGCGUGCUUGAGUCCACCCUCGCCCGACUGGGGCUGGCAGGCACGGCCCCCGCAGCAGGGGACGACGGGGCCGCAGGCGGCAAGGCGAAGGAGCAGCAGGAGCAGCAGGAGGGCGAGGGCCAGGGGUGGCGGCGGCUGCCGCCGCGCGGCUUCCGGCCCUUCUACGUGCACCACAUCCACGACGCGCACGGCCUGCGGCUGGAGGGCGAGGCGGGCUGGAGCAUCGUGUUCAGCGGCGACACCCGGCCCUGCAACGAGACCAUCGCUGCUGCCCGCGGCGCCACACUGCUGGUGCACGAGGCUACCUUCGAGGAGUCCAUGGUGGGCGAGGCCAAGGCCAAGAAGCACAGCACCACCGCGGAGGCUGUGUCGGUGGGCGAGCGGGCGGGCGCCUACCGCAUCAUCCUGACCCACUUCUCCACGCGCUACCCCACCCUGCCCGAGCUGGACCUGGCGCCGCACCCGCGUGUGUCCGUGGCCAUGGACCUGCAGGUGGUCAACCUGGCCGACCUGCCCUGGCAGCCGGCGCUGGUGCGGCCGCUUGGGCUGCUGUUCAAACAGCUGGAGGCGGAGAAGCUCAAGGACGAUGACGACGACGAGUGAAGUGGCGUAGGGAAGAGCUCUCCAGUAGGAUCCGUUAACGACCUGUCGUCAAGCCCAAGGGCCAGAGUGCGGCAAGCAGUACAAGCUGAGUGCGGCAAGCAGUACAAGCAUUAGUAUUAGUAAUAGUAUUAGUUGCAGUGAAGGGGCGAGGACGACGACGUGAUGAGGCGGAGCCGUGUAGUGAGGGGGGGGUUAGAGAGGGAGUUGGGAUGGAGCUGCUGUGGCGGCGCUUGUGGGCCUUUGGCGGCUGGAUGGGCGGUGGCGGUGAUUGCGCUGGCGGUUGAGAUAGGCAGAAGUGAUGGCGUCAGAGCGGAUGCGCCCUCUGAGGUGCACCAGCUGACAGGGGUGAAGUCUUACUGAUUAAACCCUGG